Nematolebias whitei (Rio pearlfish) is the source of this 2891-nucleotide messenger RNA. RefSeq names its product acyl-CoA synthetase long chain family member 1a (gene acsl1a). Bases 106 to 2202 code for a protein of 698 amino acids. The transcript has 21 exons. Gene Ontology annotation, cellular component: endoplasmic reticulum; membrane. Gene Ontology annotation, biological process: long-chain fatty-acyl-CoA biosynthetic process; long-chain fatty acid metabolic process; very long-chain fatty acid metabolic process. NCBI's taxonomy places the organism in Eukaryota, Metazoa, Chordata, Actinopteri, Cyprinodontiformes, Rivulidae. The record is from RefSeq and is a predicted model, not a curated record. Gene Ontology annotation, molecular function: arachidonate-CoA ligase activity.
UGCAGCCCUGCCGGGCCUUGCACUGAUCUGGACCUGUCUCCCGUCUGGACACGGUCUCACCUUUCCUUCACUCCUCGUCCACACUCUGCUCAGUGCAGGACAGCCAUGCAGGCUCAGGACCUCCUGAGACAGCUGCGGAUCCCCGAGCUGGAUGAUGUUCGGCAGUACAUCCGAGGCUUCCCAACAAAUGCCUUCAUGGGUAUGGGAGCCUUCGCCGCCAUCACCACGUACUGGUUUGCCACACGACCAAAAGCCCUGAAACCGCCGUGUGACCUUGGACUGCAGUCGCUGGAGAUAUCAGACGGAGAGCGAGCCAGGAGGUCGGUGCUGAACGACGACGACAGCGACUUCAUGACGCAUUACUACAGCGACGCUCGCACUUUGUACGAGGUGUUCCAGCGAGGACUCCGAGUGUCGAAUAACGGACCUUGUCUCGGGUCGAGGAAACCGAACCAGCCAUACGAGUGGCAGACUUACAGAGAGGUGGUGGACCGAGCAGAGAACAUCGGAUCGGCUCUUCUUCACAAAGGACAUUCUCACACAGGAGACAAGUUUAUUGGCAUCUUUUCACAAAACAGGCCAGAGUGGUCCAUUUGCGAGCUGGCCUGCUACACCUACUCCAUGGUGGCCGUCCCGCUGUACGACACACUCGGCACCGAGUCCAUCGGCUAUGUCAUCGACAAAGCCUCCAUAUCGACGGUGAUCUGCGACGUUCCCGACAAGGCCCGCAUGAUUCUGGACUGCAUCGGUGGGAAAGGCAAAACGGUGAAGACGAUAGUCCUCAUGGAGGCGUUUGAUGAAGAGCUGGUGAGCCGCGGAGCGCAGGGCAGCGUCGAGAUUAUAAGUCUGAAGGAUUUUGAGGCUGCGGGUAAAGCCGUCCAUCAGAAGCCUUUGCCUCCCAAACCAGAUGACCUCGCCAUCAUCUGCUUCACAUCUGGAACCACAGGGAACCCCAAAGGUGCAAUGCUCACUCACAGGAAUGUUGUCUCCAACACGGCAGCUUUCAUUAAAGUAACGAAGGUGCACAGCAUGCUGAACGUACACGACGUUCACAUAUCCUACCUCCCCCUCGCUCACAUGUUUGAACGGGUUGUGCAGGGUGUCAUCCUCAUCCACGGGGCACGAAUCGGCUACUUCCAGGGAGACAUCCGACUCCUGAUGGAUGACCUGAAGACUCUGCAGCCGACCGUCUUUCCCGUCGUCCCUCGUCUCCUCAACCGCAUGUUUGACAAGGUUUUCAGUCAGGCCAACACGCCUCUGAAAAGAUGGCUGCUGGACUUUGCUUUCAGGAGGAAGGAGGCGGAGCUUAAAAAUGGUGUGGUCAGAAAGGACAGCAUGUGGGACAGACUCAUCUUUAAAAAGGUCCAGGCGAGUCUUGGAGGUCGGGUGAGACUGAUGAUAACCGGAGCCGCCCCCGUGUCGCCCACCAUCCUGACUUUCCUGCGAGCUGCUCUCGGCUGCCAAUUCUAUGAGGGGUACGGUCAGACUGAGUGUACAGCUGGAUGUACCAUGUCCAUGCCUGGAGACUGGUCAGCAGGUCACGUUGGACCGCCACUGCCCUGCAACGCUGUCAAACUGGAGGACGUGGCAGAAAUGAACUACCUGGCAGCCAACGGAGAAGGAGAGGUCUGCGUCAAAGGACCAAACGUGUUCCAGGGCUACUUGAAUGAUCCUGAGAGAACUGCAGAGGCGAUCGAUGCGGACAGAUGGCUGCACACAGGAGACAUCGGGAAAUGGCUUCCUAACGGCAGUCUGAAGAUUAUUGACAGAAAGAAACACAUCUUCAAGCUCGCACAGGGAGAGUACAUCGCCCCGGAGAAAAUCGAGACGGUUUAUAAUCGCAGCGACCCGGUGGCCCAGAUCUUUGUUCAUGGCGACAGCCUGCAGGCUUGCCUGGUGGGGAUCGUGGUACCGGAUCCAGACUUCCUGCCUAUCUGGGCCAAGAGAAAAGGCUUUGAAGGAUCCUACUCUGAGCUGUGCCAGAACAAGGAUGUAAAAUCUGCCAUUUUGGAGGACAUCCUGAGUUUGGGUAAAGAAGCAGGACUCAAGUCUUUUGAACAGGUGAGAGACAUCGCGCUACAUCCAGAGAUGUUUUCUGUGCAGAACGGUCUGCUGACCCCCACCCUGAAGGCCAAGAGGAACGAGCUCCAGAGCUGCUUCAGAGAACAAAUCGACAAACUUUACGCCACAAUUAAAAUGUAAAAACGUCCAAACGGAGGACCCUCCACGUUUCUGUCAUUGAUGGUGGAAGUUAAUGGGUACGAAUCAUUUCAUGAAGCGGGGCAAUGGAUCUCAGCUUUAAAGUAUUUAUUUUCUUUACUUUGACGGGUAAAUGAUAAAGUUAAAGGUAAAUUUUGAUUAUUGGGUUUGUCAAUCAAAGGGGAAAGGUGAGCUCCUUCUUCCAUUAAGGCGGAUUCUUUAAGGUCAGAAAAUAAUUUAGCUUAUUUUUUUUAUAUUCCUGUAGCAAAAAAAAUCCUUUACCGUGACGAACACCAACUGUUUAUACACCAAGCUAUUCAACAGUUUGGUAACGUGUUAUUUCAUGCGAUGCUCAGACGUGUAAAUAGUGUAAAAGUUUAUCUGCAGAUUGUGUUUCUGACACCUUGUAGUUGAAACCUGCAUUCCCACAAGUCUGAGUUCAAAUGAGAAACGACUGAUUUCAUUAACAUGUUAAGAGUUCAGUGCUUUUUGUUGUUUAAAGCAUGUAAAUUAUUGAAUGUAGCUAUCCUGUCCAGUCGGGAACCUCUUCGGUGCCUUUAAGUUCGUCUUGCAUUAAAAACUGGGACAUGGUCGGCUGCCGUCAACAUGAGUUUAUAUACAAACAACGAUCCUGCUGUCUGAACCCAGUUCGUCUGCUGUUUGUAGCGUUUCUCACAUAUCGAUAAUAAAAA